AUGGCGGACAAGGGAAAAAUCCCGCGUCCGUCGACUUCCAAGCCGAAGACCGCGCCCAAGCCCGUUAAGGCUAAGGCGCAGGCGCGGCCAGCGAGACGCCAGGCGGAGCGCGUUGCGACCACGGCUGAUGAGUCGGCGCGAUUACACGCCAGGCUCAUCACCACCACACCGUUACAACCGCGCCCGCCGAAGAGCGCUAAACCUCGCACUUCCCCCGACGAUUCAGAUCGGGAGGAAAAGAUUCCCAGGCGGGGCCCGACCCCCGCGCAACCAAUGGACAGCGCCGCCGCCGCUCCGGCCGCGGUGCUUGUCCACGACGAACCACCACUCUCCCCGGAUGACGAGCCCCAGCCGGGGCCCAGCACGAGCGGUACGUCUAUGCGUCAAUACUCUGGUGCGGAAAGUAGCGGGGCUGCGACCGAUUCAACGUCGUAUGCGACGUUGGCCCCCGAGGUUGGGGGAACGGCCCAGCCCUACCGUACCGCCGCCGAGUUACGCAUCUAUGACGUCCGCUCCACCAUCUCCGAGCGCCGCCACACCCGGACCUUCCACGCAGCUCACGCAGCCCACUCCCACGCCCAAACCGAUGGAGGAGGAUGCCAAGGCUACCCUCCUAUUAUUGUCGAGUGCUUCCCAGACUGGACGAAGCACUUCGCCGAGCUGAAGAAACAGCUCGGCCACGCCCCGAACGCCCGAUCUUUCGGGAGUCCGUCACAACGGCUGAAGAGCGACCCAAACCUCACCGUUACUUCUCCU
Messenger RNA from Iphiclides podalirius (scarce swallowtail), 756 nucleotides. Lineage: Eukaryota; Metazoa; Arthropoda; Insecta; Lepidoptera; Papilionidae. The record is from the annotation of a GenBank genome assembly.